GGGGGGGGGGGGGGAGCCCCGGGGGCCCGGGCGGGAGCGGCGGCCCCGGGAGCCCCGCGCGGCGCCAGCGCCCGCCUCCCCCCGGCCCUUCGCCCCGCCGGGCGCGGCCCCGGCGCCAUUUGGAGCGCGGCCCCGCGCCCGCCCCGCUUCGCGCCUCCGCGGCGCGGCCCGGGCCGCGCGUCCCCCCCCGCCUGAGGCGGGCCGGGCUGCGGCGCUCCCCGCGGGCGGCUCCCGCAAGGGCCCUUUGGCCGCCGCCGGAGCGCGGCCUCGGCCCUGCCCGUCGCCGCCGUCCCGCCCGCCUUGCCCCGCUGCAGGCCGCGGCCGGCUCGGCCGGGCUGUGGGAGGGAGCCGGGGGUCUUGGGGCCUCCCUGAGCCUCCCCCCCUUGCGCCGGGCAGCCGGGAGGGGCAGCGCCGGGAGGAGCCGCUGGAGAAGAGUAGCAGGAGUUGGUGUCCCAGGGGCCGGUCCGAGGGGAAAAGGAUGAGAAUCUUCUGGAGCUGAUGCAUUCACUACGUUUGGAAGCUGUGCAGCCAUCAGCUUCUUAGCUGCUCUGCUUGCUGAUACUGAAGAGCAUUUCAGACUAUUCAAAAUGAAUGAACAUCCUAAAAAGAGGAAAAGGAAGACUCUACACCCUUCUCGAUAUUCAGAUUCUUCAGGUGCCAGCAAAUACAUAGACAACAGUGGUAUUUUUUCUGACCACUGCUAUAGUGUCUGUUCUAUGAAACAGCCAGAUAUGAGGUUUUCUGAAAGCAGAGGUAGAUUCCACAGUCCUGUGCAGAGCUUAGACACAGAUGAUGAUGGGAGUCCAGUGCAUGCUGGGACUUCUCACUGGAGUGGGUCCCACUCAAACGUUGUGGGGUUGCACUACACAGACCCUAAAAAGAAGGACAGAGAUAAAGGUACUAAUAACGGAAUGUGCAGAGACUUAUGUGAUUCACCCAUAUUCAGUGACAGCCCUACAGAGGAAGAGAAACCUCUAGAUAUUCAAACUGUAGAAAUUUCUACAACAGAAGUGAAUGCUGUAGAAGUUCACGACAUAGAAACACAGACUGUGUCUCCUGAGAAGUUAGAAGCUGAGGACCUGGAGGAAAUCCCUCUGGAAACCAGAAUUUUUGAAAAGAAUCAGGCUUUGAAUAUCACAGCUCAGCAGAAGUGGCCUUUGCUGAGAGCCAACAGCAGUGGCUUAUACAAGUGUGAGCUCUGUGACUUUAAUAGCAAGUACUUCUCUGAUUUAAAGCAGCACAUGAUCCUGAAGCAUAAGACGUGUGCAGACACUCACGUCUGCAAAGUUUGUAAAGAAAGCUUCUCCAGCAAAGUGCAGCUCAUUGAACAUGUAAAACUACACGAGGAGGAUCCCUACAUCUGUAAAUACUGCGACUACAAAACAGUGAUAUUUGAGAAUCUGAGUCAGCACAUAGCAGACACUCACUUCAACGACCACCUUUAUUGGUGUGAGCAGUGUGACAUGCAGUUCUCCUCCAGCAGCGAGUUGUACCUGCACUUCCAGGAGCACAGCUGUGACGAGCAGUAUCUGUGUCAGUUCUGUGAGCAUGAAACAAAUGACCCAGAAGACCUGCACAGCCACGUGGUGAACGAACAUGCCUGUCGACUGAUAGAGCUGAGUGACAGCUACAAUAACAAGGAGCGUGGGCAGUACAGUCUCAUAAACAAAAUCAGUUUUGACAAAUGCAAAAACUUCUUUGUCUGCCAAGUGUGUGGCUUUAGGAGCAGGCUGCAUACCAAUGUCAACAGGCACGUAGCUAUUGAGCACACCAAAAUAUUCCCUCAUGUUUGUGAUGACUGUGGGAAGGGCUUUUCAGGUAUGUUGGAGUAUUGCAAGCAUUUAAGCUCUCAUUUAUCUGAAGGGAUUUAUUUGUGUCAAUACUGUGAAUAUUCGACAGGACAGAUUGAAGACCUUAAAACUCAUUUGGAUUUCAGGCAUUCAGCUGAUUUGCCUCAUAAGUGUACUGAUUGUUUAAUGAGGUUUGGAAAUGAAAAAGAUCUUUUAAGUCAUCUUCAGAUACAUGAGACAGCAUGAUUACUUUCUUUCCUUGUAACCAAUCUAUUAGAAUUGGAAUUCAAUUUCAGUCACUGAAAUGUGAUAUUAAAUGCAAUUUUAACAGCAA
Apus apus (common swift) is the source of this 2124-nucleotide messenger RNA. RefSeq names its product zinc finger protein 639 (gene ZNF639). NCBI's taxonomy places the organism in Eukaryota, Metazoa, Chordata, Aves, Apodiformes, Apodidae. The coding region runs from base 588 to 2036 and encodes 482 amino acids. The record is from RefSeq and is a predicted model, not a curated record. Gene Ontology annotation, biological process: regulation of transcription by RNA polymerase II. The transcript has 6 exons. Gene Ontology annotation, molecular function: RNA polymerase II transcription regulatory region sequence-specific DNA binding; DNA-binding transcription factor activity, RNA polymerase II-specific.